GGACCAUUCAGGGUUGUGAAAAUGAAGACUGGGAAUUGAUGUGUCGCCAUAUUGCAGAGCACACAUGUAUGCCUAAGCCAGUGCUUUUUUCUGUAUCUUUGAAAAAUUAUGAUUUGAAAACUGUGAAACUUCUUAGAGAAAUCAUACUGAAGAACAAAAUCUGGUGACACUGUGGCUUGCUUUUAGGAAACAUGGCUGCGAUUUUUGGACAACUUGUUAUAGGACCUCCAGGGAGUGGAAAGACAACAUACUGUCAGACAAUGGGCCAUUUUCUUAAGAGUAUUGGGAGGAAAGUUUCAAUUAUAAACAUAGAUCCAGCUAACGAUUCCCUGAUUUAUGAAGCAGCAGCUGAUGUAUCAGAGUUAGUUACCGUGGAUGAUGUGAUGACUAAUCUGCACCUAGGACCCAAUGGAGGACUGAUGUUUUGUAUGGAAUUUUUGGAGAAAAAUGUAGAUUGGUUACUAGAGCACGUGUGCCGCUUGAAAGAUUCUUACAUUUUAUUUGACUGUCCUGGGCAGGUUGAAUUAUACACUCAUCAUAAUUCAAUGAAAAAUAUUACAGAAAAACUAGAGAAAUAUGGUGUUCAUCUGUGUGCUGUCCAUCUUGUAGACUGUCAUUACUGUAAUGAUCCAGGGAAGUUUAUCUCAGCACUGCUGCUCUCCUUGUCAGCAAUGUUGCAACUAGCGUUGCCACAUAUCAAUGUUCUGUCAAAAAUAGACCUUCUUUCAAAGUACAGCAGCAAGUUACAUUUUGGGUUGGAUUUUUACACAGAUGUCCUUGAUCUCAAGUAUUUACUGGACUGUUUGGAUGAAGAUCCAUUCACAAAAAAAUACAAAAAAUUAAAUGCUGCAAUAGUUUCAUUAGUUGAAGAUUUCAGUUUGGUAUCAUUCAUACCCAUGAAUAUUGGAGACAGACAGAGUAUUCUCAAAGUAAAAAAUGCUGUGGACAAAGCAAAUGGAUAUAUAUUUGGAGCGGGGGAGCAACGUAAUGUGCAAGCGCUGCUUGCAUGUGCUGUGGGAGCUGAUUAUGAAACGGGUGAAGAUAUGGACAGAUUUACGGAGGGUGCAGUAGGUGAUGAUGAGGAUGACGACGAUCUUAUGAUGAGGGGUGUAUGGGCAUAAACUGUGUGUGUUUCACUAACAGAUCACACAAUUAGCCAUCAUUGAUAGCAAGAUUUUAUUGAAUGGGCAAUAUAGGUAUCUGCGCAUUUGUAUACAGUGCUUUUGAUAACGUUACAUGAACUAAUCCACUCUGUACAUCUUUAACUUCACAGUGUGUGUAUUGCUUCAUUUAUAGAUAAUUUUUCAGAUUUGUAUUUUUGUAAUGUUUUGAGUUUCAGUAAUGAAUUUGGAUGUACAGUUUUCUAAACGGUGGAGAAAUAUGGAGAUUAACUGAUUUAGCUCUACAUUCUCCAUGCUUAUGUUUGUGCAAGUAAUUGCAAUGGUGUUGCAGUCUUUGUAAAAAAAUAAAUUAAUUAAAAACAUGAAAAAUAAACCUAUUUUGCUGUGGCACACUGGACUUAAAUUAAAAUUUAUAGGUGCAGUAGAAUGGAGAAAAAUAUUAUCCAUCAAUUAUUGGUUAUGUUACAAAAUAAAUGCAUUCAGAUAGCA
Schistocerca gregaria is the source of this 1610-nucleotide messenger RNA. Its product is annotated as GPN-loop GTPase 2-like. The transcript is spliced from 6 exons. NCBI's taxonomy places the organism in Eukaryota, Metazoa, Arthropoda, Insecta, Orthoptera, Acrididae. Bases 192 to 1121 code for a protein of 309 amino acids. Gene Ontology annotation, cellular component: cytoplasm. The record is from RefSeq and is a predicted model, not a curated record. Gene Ontology annotation, molecular function: GTPase activity.